AUGGAAUUAGAAGUAGAAAAUGUAAGGAAGUCAUCGACUCAAAUGGACAUGUAUUCCUCUCAAUCAAUAACAGUUGUAGCAAUUGAUGCUAAUACAGUUCGUUUUCAAGAAUCAUGUGAAAUACUCGACAUUCCGUCACUUGAACCAGAAUUUGAACAACAAAUAUCAAUUUUUUCUCUUCCAUUUUAUUCAUCUCCAACUGGUUAUAAAAUGAGAGCUCGUCUUUAUUUAAAUUAUGAUGGAAAUGUCCGUCGCACACACCUGUCACACUUUUUUGUGCUCAUGCGAGGUUUGAACGAUCCAUUUCUCAAAUUUCCAUUCAACUAUAAAGUCACAUUCUGCUUGUACGAUCAAACGUCUGCACAACAACAUAUUAUAGAUUCAUUUCGACCGGAUAUUAAAUCAACUAGUUUUCAGCGACCUCGAUUGGAUAUGAAUAUAGUCAGUGGUAUACCGAAAUUUAUCCCGUUAGGAAUGAUUCAACAGGAAGGAAAUCCUUUUGUACGAGACGAUACAAUGUUUAUCAAAAUUAUGAUUGAUUUUAAUGAUAUACUGACAACAUUAUUGCCAUAUACAAUGAGUCUUAAUCCGGGCUUACCGAUGUGUAUUCAGCAAAUAAUCAUCGAGCAAAAAACGGAACGAAGAUCUGAACAACAACGACAACUUUAA
Rotaria sp. Silwood2 is the source of this 669-nucleotide messenger RNA. The record is from the annotation of a GenBank genome assembly. NCBI's taxonomy places the organism in Eukaryota, Metazoa, Rotifera, Eurotatoria, Philodinida, Philodinidae.